Messenger RNA from Cyprinus carpio (common carp), 3202 nucleotides. Its product is annotated as feline leukemia virus subgroup C receptor-related protein 1-like. Bases 553 to 2160 code for a protein of 535 amino acids. Gene Ontology annotation, biological process: heme export; erythrocyte differentiation; mitochondrial transport. The record is from RefSeq and is a predicted model, not a curated record. NCBI's taxonomy places the organism in Eukaryota, Metazoa, Chordata, Actinopteri, Cypriniformes, Cyprinidae. Gene Ontology annotation, molecular function: hydrolase activity, acting on ester bonds; heme transmembrane transporter activity; heme binding. Gene Ontology annotation, cellular component: membrane; mitochondrion. The transcript is spliced from 10 exons.
UUUAGAUUGUUACAGAACGUUUAGCCUAUAUAUAAAGUUUGUGUAUAAUUUAGAAAAAAAUGCAAGAUAUUUGGUUUGAAAAUUAAGAUCCCUCUUCUUAUGUAUGGGAAAAAGAAAAAAGUGCCUGAAGCGCCAUUCAACGCAGCUCGCAUUGUUCCUAGUCUACUAAACAGUGUAGAUACUGUAGCUACUGUAGGGCUCGCUCGGCUACUUGCCCCGCCCCAUCUGCAGUCUCAUUGGUCCUUGCCAAGCCUAUAAAUCCACUUACUGUAGCGACCUACGUAGGAAAGCGGAAUAAGCAAAUCCGAGGAGGAUGCGCACAUCACGCCAUCAUCACUCAUGCUGCUGAAGCCGGUAGUGAUCGAAAAGAUGGACCCAAUUCAAACUGAUAAAGUGUAAUUACAGUGUCUUAUCUGCGUUAUUAUCAAGUGGAUCAUCAUCAUCUCUUUGUCUCAUACGCUUACAGCAUCCGGAAGAGAUUUAGCCUACGCAUCUAGUCCAAUUUGAAGUGUAAUCGUUUAUGUCUAAGUGAAGAGUGUUAAUUUAGUCGAAAUGGUGGCAGGUGAGCUUCUUCAAGAGCAGCAUGUUCUGCCUAACAGUAAACCUGAAGGCGCUGUCACUGAAGGAAAUACAAACGAGGACAGCGCCUACAAGGAGCUUUCCAAUGGAUCGGUCCAUAUAACGCUGGAUCCAAAGGUGCAGAAACUGGAGCUUCCACCACCGGACGAAAAAGAGGCGAUGCUGCCCGGCGAACAGAAUAACGAAACGCUGGAGACGAGGCUCUACUGGAAGCGGUUUGCCGUUCUCGCGGUGUUCAGCCUCUAUUCGCUCGUCAACGCCUUUCAGUGGAUCCAGUACAGCAUCAUUUCAAACAUCUUCGUGGACUAUUACAGUGUGUCAAGCACCACGAUUGACUGGCUCUCCAUUGUCUAUAUGGUCGCGUAUGUACCUUUAAUCUUCCCCGCGACGUGGCUGUUGGAUAAGAAGGGGCUGCGGAUGACGGCGUUGUUAGGGGCCGGGUUGAAUGCCCUGGGCGCGUGGGUAAAGUGCGCCAGCGUGGGGCCCGGCCUGUUCUGGGUCACCAUGACCGCACAGGUCAUAUGCUCUGUGGCACAGGUGUUCAUCCUCGGCCUCCCCUCCAGAAUCGCGUCGGUUUGGUUCGGCCCGAGAGAAGUUUCCACGGCCUGUGCCACAGCGGUGUUGGGAAACCAGCUUGGUGUAGCCAUAGGUUUCCUCCUCCCACCUGUACUGGUUCCCAACACAGCUGACGACAAAGAUCUCAUGGGGCACAACAUCAGCAUAAUGUUCUAUGGAACAGCUGGACUUUCAACUCUGUUCUUCCUUCUAACAAUAUUUGUCGUCAAGGACAGACCUCCACUCCCACCCAGCAAAGCACAAGCUGUUCUCUCCACCGUUCCAGCUGAAGACUAUUCAUACAAGAAAUCAAUCAUCAACCUCUUCAAGAACAAGCCCUUCAUUCUGCUCCUCAUCAGCUAUGGCAUCAUGACCGGAUCAUUUUACUCUGUAUCUACACUUCUCAAUCAAAUGAUGAUUACUCAUUAUCCGGGUGAAGAGCUAAACACAGGGAGAAUUGGCUUGACUUUGGUGGUGGCUGGAAUGCUUGGCUCCAUACUGUGUGGAAUCUGGUUGGAUCGUACUAAAACCUAUAAAUUGACUACACUGACCGUCUACAUCCUAUCCUUCGUUGGAAUGGUGGUGUUCACAUUCACGCUGAACUUGGACCAUCUGCUUGUUAUCUUUUUUACUGCUGGUGCCCUAGGUUCUUUUCAAAAGUUUUUUAUGACUGGUUACCUUCCCAUUGGCUUCGAAUUUGGUGUUGAAAUCACAUACCCUGAGUCGGAAGGCACGUCAUCUGGUCUUCUGAAUGCAUUUGCACAGGUGUUCGGCAUCAUUUUUACUCUCAUCCAAGGGCAACUUACCACAGACUAUAGCCCACUCAUUGGAAACAUUUUCUUGUGUGCUUGGAUCCUCCUUGGCAUUGUUUUAACAGCUCUGAUUAAAUCAGACCUCAAAAGACACGGCGUCAAUGUGAGCAAUAUAAACAAAGGACAAGCCGUUCCCACUGAGCUGCCUUCUGAAAAAGUGUCCAGUAACCUCAAGUUAGAGUCUUCUAGCUUACAUCGUGAGACUUCAAUUUAAGACUUAAACAUCUCCAACAGCACAGCAGACAUCACAACAGAUCACAGACUCUCCUGAGAUGACUUGAAAUCUCCUUAUUUUGUUUUAAAAGCAAAAUUUUCGCACAGUGAUGAGUGUUCACAAAUAUGCUCUGAAUUAAUUUCUCCAAAUGUACGCUGAAAUGUGCGAUACAGGCAUAGUACUUUUUAUUUGUUUCAAGAAUUGUGGACCAAAUGUUAGGUAUUUAACAGGGCUUGUUAUGCCCAUAUGCACAAUCCGGUUAGUGUGAUUGGAACAGCAUGUUUGUUUGCUUCGUCUCAAAGGACCUUUCCGACUGUGUGCUACUGUAAAGCAUUGUUGUUCAUUUCUCACAUCUGCUGUUGCAUUGCAUUCCACAAAGACUAUAAAUUCCCGUUGUAUCAAUUCAGGAUGAUUAGGAUUGCCCAUGCAUUAAAUGAAGAGUGUUCUGUAAACCAAAAUGGUCUAUCAUGAAAAAUUCACUUACCAUGAAGAGACUGAUGUCAUUUUAAGUGCUUAUGCAGUCAUUGUGAGUUAAAAGCAAAUGCGUAGUGCUUUUUUGACCCGAAAAACAUAAAAGAACAUUACACUUGUUUAGUCUUUUCCAGAGAGCACAUUAAGAAUGUUUCAUUCAAAAAAGAAUGUUUACCAUUUACAAGAGUGUAUCGCUGCCAAGCCUAGUGAGGUUUAAUGAAAAUGUCACACCUCAGACGUGUGGUAGAAAGAGAAGCACUAUUAUUUUAUAAGCCUAGGUUUGCCUUUUAUGGAUUAUUUUUUUGUAUUUUGUGAAGCAUAUUUAUUGGAAAGAUUGCUAUUUCAGCAUAUUUUUUGGUAUUAAGUUUUGGAUUCAGUUUGUACUGUUUCUACUUAGUAUACUUGUUGGUUAAAGAAGGCAGCUGUGCAAACUUCACUGGGAAGAUUCACUGUAAAGUAAAACUGUGCAGGAACUCAUUUGCAUUACAAUCUGGACACUGGAGAAGUGGAAAUGUGUCAUGUUUCUAUCACUGCUGUCGUAAAAUAAUAAAAAGAAUCUUGUUAAAAUUAA